CCCAAGUGUCAGCUUUCAUCGCACGGGGGAGCCUUGGCUAUCGUGCGUUCCAUAAUGACACCCAGAGAGACACAGGUGAUCGAAUCUCCUCAUCCAAGGGUUGUGGGCUUCCUCCAGGAUGUGAUCACAGAGCCUGAUACUGUAUCUCUCUACUGAUGGCUGUUACUUGGCGCUUAUAUGUGGAUACAGUUCCAAUUGCUCUAGGGCAUAAAGGAAGUAAAAAGCAUGUUGGAUUGAUUAUGACAAGACUUUAUAGAUCUUGAAUAUCAAACCUAUGGACUAAUUAUUAUAGACUGAUAAUCUAUAUUGUCUGGUUCAGAAAAGUACCUUCACCUGCAAAAAUGGGAAAUCAUCUACCUUCCGGUGCAGCCAUGGUUCGAUUCUGUCACAAACUAAAUAGAGUUAAGACGCUGGAAGAUGACUUAAUGGAAACAUCACUGAAAAGAUGCCUGUCCACGGUUGACCUUACCCUCUUAGGUGUGGGUGGUAUGGUUGGGUCUGGCCUGUAUGUACUAACAGGUACAGUUGCUAAAGAGAUAGCAGGUCCAGCUGUCAUCCUAUCAUACCUUAUCGCUGGCUUUGCCUCCUUGCUAGCUGCUUUUUGUUAUGCCGAGUUUGGUGCAAGAGUGCCAAAGACUGGAUCUGCCUAUAUGUUUACUUAUGUUUCUGUUGGUGAGAUUUGGGCCUUUCUGAUCGGAUGGAAUGUAAUACUGGAAUAUAUGAUUGGUGGAGCGGCAGUGGCAAGAGCAUGGAGUGGCUAUCUGGACUCAAUGUUUGAUCACAAAAUAAAAAACUUUACUGAAACCCACAUUGGUUCUUGGAAUGUCCCAUUCCUAGCGCAUUAUCCUGAUUUCCUAGCUGCAGGAAUCUUGCUGAUUGCCACUGCAUUAAUUUCUUUUGGAGCCAAAGUGUCCUCAUGGCUUAACCACAUUUUUGCUGGUAUCAGUAUGGCAAUCAUUCUAUUCAUUCUAAUCUUUGGCUUCAUCCUUGCAGAACCAAAAAACUGGGGUCAUGAAUAUGGUGGUUUUGCUCCUUAUGGAUUCUCUGGUAUCAUGUCUGGCACUGCCACAUGCUUUUAUGCCUUUGUUGGCUUUGAUGUAAUAGCAGCAUCCACAGAGGAAGCCAGGAACCCUCAAAAAGCUGUUCCAAUUGCAACAGCUGUCUCUCUGGGUCUUGCAACAGCAAUCUAUGUUUUGGUGUCCGCAGUAUUAACAUUAAUGGUACCUUGGAACUCCCUUGUGCCAGACUCUGCUCUUUCUGAUGCAUUUUACAGACGUGGCUAUUCAUGGGCAGGAUUUAUUGUUGCUGCUGGUUCCAUCUGUGCAAUGAAUACUGUUCUUCUGAGUAAUCUUUUCUCCCUCCCGAGGAUUGCCUAUGCAAUGGCAGAAGAUGGCUUAUUUUUUCAGUUUUUCGCCAAAGUAAACCCAACCACCAAAGUACCAAUCAUUGGCAUUGUAGUUUUUGGAAUUUUGAUGGCAUUUUUAUCCCUUAUCUUUGAUCUGGAAGCUCUAGUGCAGUUUCUGUCUAUUGGCACACUUCUGGCCUACACUUUUGUUGCAGCAAGUAUUAUUGUGUUGAGAUUCCAGCAAGAGAAAACAGAACAGUCCCACCCAGAAGACCAUGAACCAAAAUCCCAACCAUUACCCAUUAGAGCUGCUAAUGAAAGGAUUGUUGGAGAGGAAAUGAAGGAAUAUGAGUCCUUUUCAGAUAAACUCCAGCUGGUAGAGACUCAGAAAAAAGCUAAGGAACGAAGAGAAACCGGACACCUAAAAGCAGUCUUCGAGCCAUACUUGAAGUUCUUGAGUGACUUUUAUCCUGGGGAGGUAGUCACCAUAGCAGUGGUGUUGCUGAUGGUCUUCUCUAUAUGUUUGUGUUCCGUUCUAGUAUUUGGAACCACUCAUUUACAUCUCCCCACGUGGUGUUUUUAUUUACUACUUGUUAUAUUUUUGAUUGGGUUUUUAGUCAGUCUGUUUUUUAUUUGGGUCCAUGAACAACAGAAGAAAAUCGCAACAUUUGAGGUCCCAUUAGUCCCACUGAUUCCUGCUACGAGUAUACUUUUGAAUGUAUAUCUCAUGCUUAAACUGAACUACAUGACAUGGAUUCGAUUUAUGGUGUGGUUAGCUCUUGGUCUGAUCGUGUAUUUUGGUUAUGGCAUCUGGCACAGCAAAGAAAACUUGCACGACUCCAAGAGUCAUGGAGUCACAGCUCGUUAUGUUGUCUUUCCAAGCAGCAGUAUGGAAGAAACUGUUCAGCAGAUCCAACCAAACACACAGGACUCCAUGGGAAGGGCUGAGAUUAUUGAUGAUGAAAUGCAAAAUAGAUGAUGGCUUUGAAAACUGAAUGUCUUUACAGUAAAAGGACUUCUAUGUAAUAGUGUAUCUGGGUCACAUGGAAUUUGUCAUCUGCACUGAGAAAUUAGAGAACUACUGAACCGUAUUUUAAUUAUUUUUUUUAAGCGCUUUAGAUGUGUUACUUGUUCAUUAUCCAUAUAACCAUGUCCUGAAACUGUUCUCAAACAGAAAAUCUAAUUUUUACAAACAUUCGGAUAUAGGAAAACGUUGUGGCAACACAAACUAAAAGAAUUGGGUUGUUAAAGCACAAAAAACACUUUUAACCGUGUCAGUGCCAGAGGGAUGAGCAACGCACCUCUCAAUUUAUUUCAAGCAUUGCAUUCCUGUACAAAUGUUAUAAUGUUUGAAUUACGCAUAUUAUUUAUAAAAUUGUAGCAUUAAUGUACAGAAGAUAAAUGAGCAGACCUGCACUAAAUUGAUAAAUAUAUAUAUAUAUAUAUAAACGAAAAGUGAAAAUCCUUUAUUUAUUUCUCAAAUAGCUUUUUAAGGGCCACCAACCUUUGUGAUAGAUGUACUCACAACCCAGUGCUGAGAAAUAAAUUGUUUGAAAAUAUUGCUCUCUCCGCAUUUUACGGUUCUUCUUUUCUAUGUAAUAUUCUAACAUUCAAGUUAAUGGUUACCAUAAAAGUAUGGUUUUUUGGGGUUUUUUUUUUUUUUUUCAAAUUCUAAGUUUCUAAAUGUCAUACUAUAUUUUACAAUAAGAGUAUAUAUGCAGUGAUUUUAUUCCACAACAAAGCUGGUCUGAUCUGACUGAUCUUUUGAAGUAGAGUAAUAGAAUACAGUAAUAAGAGGUGCACCAGUACAAGGAUCAUGUAAUUAGAAAUACUCAAAGAAAAAUAUGCUAAAUAGUAAGGUCCUAUACCCUAAAAGACCAAAUGACCUAGAAAAAAAAUGUAAUACAUACAAUAUCAGAAGCAUUUUAACUCUUAAAGGGACAGUAUAGACACCAGAACCACCCCCGCUGAAUGUAAUGAGUCUGGUGUCAAUAGCCUGUUGCAGCAGCCUUAGAACUGUAAAUACUGUGUUUUCAGAGAAAAGGCAGUGUAUACAUUGCUGGCUACAGCACUAGUGGCCUUCAGCAUGCAUGGAGACAUUCAGGGUUCUCCACAGAAAUGCAUUUCUGAUGGGAAGGCAUUGAUUGGCUAUGAUCAUCAAUGUUGAUGAUCUCAGUCAUGGAGGUAGGGCCAGCCACAUUGAGACCUGCGGGGAAAAAAGGUGAGUAAAAUUACCUUUAAACUCCACAGAGAGGGGGGUCUGGAAAUCUAAACAGUGAUUCCUGCACUAUAGUGUCAGGAAUACAUGUUUGUAUUGCUGACCAUAUAGUGUUUUUUUAAUACCUCAUUCCAAAUGUAAUUUGGUUAUUAUAAGUGGAAA
Messenger RNA from Pelobates fuscus (common spadefoot toad), 3725 nucleotides. It is a transcript of the gene SLC7A4, whose product is annotated as solute carrier family 7 member 4. Gene Ontology annotation, molecular function: amino acid transmembrane transporter activity. Bases 342 to 2324 code for a protein of 660 amino acids. Gene Ontology annotation, cellular component: plasma membrane. NCBI's taxonomy places the organism in Eukaryota, Metazoa, Chordata, Amphibia, Anura, Pelobatidae. Gene Ontology annotation, biological process: transmembrane transport; amino acid transport. The record is from RefSeq and is a predicted model, not a curated record. The transcript has 6 exons.